UCCCGCGGCCGCGCCCGGGGCAGCCGGCGAGGGGAGCGGCAGCGGCACCGGGCGGCGAGCGGCUCCUCGGCGGGUUUUUCCAGGCUUGUGCUCACCAUGGCUGCAGUGGAUCGGUUCUACCUCUUGUACAGCGAGAUCAGUCGUUCCUGCAGCGUUUACAUCGAGGCCCUGGCCGUAGCUGGAGCCUGGUACACGGCCAGGAAGUGUGUGUCCCUUGCCUUGGGCACCUACCGCGCGCUCAGGCUGCACGUCGUUCCCAGGCUGGGCGGCCGGAUGGAUCUGGUCAAGCAGUAUGGAACCUGGGCCGUGGUCACGGGUAGCACAGAUGGUGUGGGGAAGGCAUAUGCUGAGCAACUGGCGAAGCGUGGUGUCAACAUCAUCCUCAUCAGCCGGAACAAGGAGAAGCUGGAGGCUGUAUCUAGGAGCAUAUCUGAAACCUACCAAGUGGAAACAGAUUUCAUAGUAGCUGACUUCAGCAAGGGCCGUGAGCCUUACCCAGCCAUUAAGAAGGCUCUGAAAGACAGAGACAUUGGGAUUUUGGUGAAUAACGUAGGGAUGUUUUACAACUACCCGGACUAUUUUACCAACCUGUCUGAGGAUAUUCUGUGGGACGUGAUCAACGUAAAUAUUGCUUCUGCUAACAUGAUGGUACAUAUCGUGCUGCCAGGCAUGGUAAAGAAGAGGAAAGGGGCAAUUGUGAAUAUUUCCUCUGCAUCCUGUUGUCAGCCAACACCAAUGAUGACGAUAUAUGGAGCCUCUAAAACCUACUUGGACUAUUUCAGUAGAGCACUACAUUAUGAGUAUGCCUCAAAAGGAAUUUUUGUUCAGAGUUUAACCCCAUUUUUAAUUGCUACAAAGAUGGUAGAACACAGCAGCGUUGCAUCCAAGCCAUCUUUCUUUUUUCCUUCUGCUGAAGAAUAUGCAAGUUAUGCUAUUUCUACUCUUGGGUUAUCCAUAAGGACUACUGGUUACUGGCAACAUGCAAUAGAGUUCACGCUGGGUGAAUGCCUACCUGAAUGGAUCUGGGCAUGGUUUGCACUGUAUUUUUGCAGGAUUAUUCGCAAGGAAGCUUUAGCAAGCCAAGUGAAAUAGGAGUAUCCAGAUGUUCCCGUGCAACGAGUACUAUAUUCCAAUCCAAGACCUGCAAAAAUGUUUAAUGAACCUCGGUGGACUCACUGUACCUUAUGCAUACUUUGCUGAACAAGCUAUGUGUGAUUUAGACAUCCAAAGAUGGGAUCUUCUUGGUAUCCUCGUAUUCAGUAGCUUCUCUGCUGCUUCAUUAUGAAGAAAUAAUGUUUUGAUUUAAAAAUACUGACCGAUUUCAAUAAGAUAAUGGAAAACUGACUUAAAGCUGUGUGAUCAUGAUGGUUGUGUGUACAUAAAAAAUGCCUGU
Molecule: messenger RNA, 1393 nt
Organism: Apus apus (common swift)
Lineage: Eukaryota; Metazoa; Chordata; Aves; Apodiformes; Apodidae
Gene: HSDL1
Product: hydroxysteroid dehydrogenase like 1
Exons: 5
Coding region: 97-1092 (331 amino acids)
Molecular function (GO): oxidoreductase activity
Source: RefSeq, a predicted model, not a curated record